AUGCAGCAGUUCGCCACUAAAUUCGCACUUUCGCUUGCAGUGCUGAUUGCCUUCAGCCAGGCCACACCGCUAAAUCAGGAGACUGGAACUAUUGAAUUCGACUGGCGUGGCAACCUACAGGAAAAUGCCAAUUACUAUGUCAGCCAAAAUCAGGUUUCCUGGUUUUCUGCCAAUUACUUCUGCUAUUCGAACGGCUGGGAUCUGGUAUCGCCUAGCAACUUUUCAGCAGAAAUUGAAUUGAAAGGAUUUGUGGAAUUGUUUGGUCUCACCAAAUACAACUACUGGGCUGCUGGCAAUCGCUUGGCCGAUCAAGAAACUUGGACCUGGGGCGUUGGUGGCGAGAAAUUCUCUCUUACUAACUGGGCUACCAAUCAACCAACAGCUAGCGGCAAUAACUGCUUGUUGCUACAAACUAACACCACCGAUAUUUUGUGGGCCAAUCAGGAUUGUACUUCCCAGUACAACUUUAUCUGCCAAAAGUAGGGAACAAUGGAUUUGAAAUAUGUAAAUCUAAAAUAAACUAAAGAGAUUAUACCAAAG
Molecule: messenger RNA, 540 nt
Organism: Rhagoletis pomonella (apple maggot)
Lineage: Eukaryota; Metazoa; Arthropoda; Insecta; Diptera; Tephritidae
Product: lithostathine-2-like
Exons: 3
Coding region: 1-483 (160 amino acids)
Source: RefSeq, a predicted model, not a curated record